Messenger RNA from Lactuca sativa (garden lettuce), 1539 nucleotides. Its product is annotated as ERBB-3 BINDING PROTEIN 1. Lineage: Eukaryota; Viridiplantae; Streptophyta; Magnoliopsida; Asterales; Asteraceae. The record is from RefSeq and is a predicted model, not a curated record.
AAAAACCCUAAAAAACAGUGCAACCUAACAUAGGACACCCAGUAUAAAAGCAAAACCGCGGCCGAUCCCCAAACCCUAACCUCAAGUGCAAACACAACACCGAGCCACUCUCUGUCGUUCAUUUCUCUUUCCUUAAACCCUAUCAUAUUUUCUCUGCGGAUUUAUUCUGUUUGAAGAAACAUGUCGGACGAUGAAAGAGGGGAAGAGAAGGAGUUGGAUCUUUCCUCUCCUGAAGUUGUAACCAAAUACAAAUCGGCGGCCGAGAUUGUUAACAAGGCGUUGCAGUUGGUAUUGUCAGAAUGCAAGCCCAACACCAAGAUUGUUGACAUUUGUGAGAAAGGAGAUUCAUAUAUCAGAGAGCAAACUGGGAGUAUGUACAAGAAUGUAAAGAAGAAGAUUGAAAGAGGUGUUGCAUUUCCAACAUGUCUGUCUGUGAACAACACAGUCUGCCAUUACUCUCCUCUUGCAAGCGAUGAGACAGUCUUAAAAGAAGGCGACAUAUUGAAAAUUGACAUGGGGUGCCAUAUUGAUGGUUUCAUAGCUGUUGUGGGGCAUACACAUGUUCUUCAGCAAGGUCCAGUCACAGGAAGAGCAGCUGAUGUUAUUGCUGCUGCAAAUACUGCUGCUGAGGUUGCACUAAGGCUUGUGAGACCUGGAAAAAAGAACCAAGACGUGACAGAAGCCAUUCAAAAGGUUGCAGCUGCAUACGACUGCAAAAUCGUUGAAGGGGUUUUAAGUCAUCAAAUGAAGCAAUUUGUGAUUGAUGGAAACAAAGUGGUUUUAAGUGUCUCAAAUCCUGAUACAAGAGUUGAUGAUGCUGAAUUUGAGGAGAAUGAAGUCUAUGCAAUCGAUAUAGUCACAACCACAGGAGAUGCCAAGCCAAAGUUGUUGGAUGAGAAACAGACGACUAUUUAUAAAAGAGCAGUUGACAAAAACUAUCACUUGAAAAUGAAAGCAUCACGUUUCAUAUUCAGUGAAAUCAGUCAAAAGUUCCCAAUCAUGCCAUUUUCUGCUAGGGCUUUGGAAGAGAAGCGUGCUCGAUUAGGAUUGGUUGAAUGUGUGAAUCAUGAGCUUUUGCAGCCAUACCCUGUUCUUCAUGAAAAGCCUGGUGAUUUUGUUGCACAUAUCAAAUUCACGGUUCUACUGAUGCCAAAUGGAUCGGAUCGUAUCACUUCACAUAGUCUGCAGGAGUUGCAGCCUACAAAAACCGUUGAUGAUCCUGAAAUUAAAGCUUGGUUAGCUUUAGCUGUUAAGAGCAAGAAGAAAGGUGGUGGCAAGAAGAAGAAAGGUAAGAAAGGUGAAAAGGGAGAAGGUGAUGAAGCGGUGGCAAUGGAGGAAACAACAAAUGGCGAAAGCUGAAUAUUUUGAUUUGUGUAAUUUUGAGAAUUUGAAUGAAAUUUUGGUUCCUCCAGAGUUGGUUUUUCUUGAAGGAUAUGAUGAGAGCAUUUCAUUUGAGUUGUUUUCUUUGAUGGGAAAUACAACCCAUAAAACCAAGUCUUUCUUGAUAUAACAUAUUGGCAUGUUUUGUUGGAGGAUCAA